ACGACCAAACAGGCCCGAAAUCCCCCGGCAUAGCUCCCAUUCGCCCCGGUCGGUCAGCUCGUAGCGUCUACUCGACGGCUGCAAAGCAUCUCCUUUCCUUGGCCGUCGUCCCCCUCGAAGCUCCAAAGCCGCUUGCUCCGUUCGAGUUCUCCUGCGCGGCGCCUCCCUCGUAUUUCGCAGCCACUCGGUCCACCUUCUGCAGUUACGCUGGCCGCGGCUGCUGCUCCGGGUCUCUGCAGCUUCGCUUGCUCCUGUGGCUGCGGCGACGAGACGGGCAGGCAGCCCGAGCCGAGGCGGCGCGGCUGACCUGGCGCGAGGUUCCGUGCAUUUCGCCUGUGCUUCGCGGAUUCAAAUCGCAUUGUGAGAUGGGCGGGGAGCUCUCGGUUGGCGGCGGUUCGCUUUUGAAUCAGGGUGGCGCGAUGGCGGUGAUUCGCUGCGGAAUUUGGGCCCGUGCGAGCGCGUGUUGAUUGUGCUGUGCCUGAUCUCGCGCGUGGAGUUCCUGCCCCAGAUUCGUUGCCGUUUUGGUGAUCUGCGCACUGCUGUGGAGUAUCCAGCGGACACACCAACCUCCCUCUGUCUCCCCGAUACACUUCUUUUUGUGGUAAUUUGGCUGUAAAGUUUCAUCAUUACCUGGGGUAAUGUUUGUGUGACCUUUAAUUCGUUGGUAAGUACUAGACCAAGGUGGAAGUUCAGAAGGAGUUGACUUGACUUUCUGACUUGAAUGGUUAGUUCUGAACUGACCAUUACACGGUUACAUGCUACUUCAGGCUGAAAAUAUAUUGAUUUGUGAAACUCAGACCAACUUGUCAUAUCAGUAUUGAGUUAUGAAGAAAUGGCACGGUGGUUCUGUCAUAGUAUCUUUGUUCGUAAUCUUAUUGUUAAGAUAUGUGAUAUUGGAUAGUCCGCUUGCGGAGAGAUCUCUUCAGAAUGUCUUCCAACAAAAUAGCACGACCCAGUUACACUGGUUAGAAGUUCCAAACCCACCUGCACUUCAGAAUCCAGAGAACUUCUCUCAAGUCAUAUCAACUGAAUUGUUAGCUUCCAAUCUUUCCAUAACAAGAAAUCUCUCUGAUAGAGAAAUACAGUCAUUGCAUUCUUGGAAUCAUCUGAGGGACCUAGUAAGUAAUGCCCACAUCCUACCAGAUGGAUUGGAUGCAAUCAAGGAAGCUGGAAUCGCAUGGAGCAAACUGAAUGCAGCACUUGAACAGGAUGAAUCGAUUGUUUCAGUCAAUGGAAGCACACAGCACAAAGACAAAGAGAAGCAAUGCCCAUAUUCUAUUCGUAGAAUGAAUGCUACAAGGUUAGGUGAUAGAUAUGUCUUAAAAAUUCCAUGUGGGCUUAUUCAGGGCUCUUCAAUAACUAUUAUUGGAACCCCUGGUGGUCUUCUGGGUGAUUUUAAGAUAGACUUGACUGGAGCUGCAGUCCCUGGUGAACCAGACCCUCCCAUUGUGCUUCAUUACAAUGUCCGUCUUCUUGGUGAUAAACUUACAGAAGAUCCUGUGAUUGUCCAAAAUACAUGGACUAUAGCUGAUGAUUGGGGUUCUGAACACCGUUGCCCAUCUCCUGAUUCGGAUGCUAAAGACAGCGCAAAAGUGGAUGAUUUAGAAAAAUGUAGUAGCAUGGUGGGCAAUGACCAGAAACAAUUCUUGGCAUCGAAGUUGCAUUCUAAUGCUUCGAGCAUGCAACCUACCAGGAAAAUGACUGCAGAACGUAAAAAAUAUUAUCCCUUCAGACAAGGAUAUCUUGCUAUAGCAAUUCUCCGUGUUGGAGCAGAGGGGAUCCAUAUGACUGUAGAUGGGAAACAUGUCACUUCCUUCGCACUUCGAGAGGAUUUGGAGCCUGGUUUUGUUGGUGAAGUAAGAAUUGCAGGAGAUAUUAAAUUGUUGUCUGUGAUAGCAAGUGGUUUGCCUACAACAGAGGACUUUGAGCAUGUCACUGACUUGGAAAUCUUGAAGGCUCCACCUGUCCCCAUGGAUAAAUUGGUUGAUCUCUUUAUUGGGAUAUUCUCUACAGCAAAUAAUUUCAAACGCAGAAUGGCAGUUCGCAGAACUUGGAUGCAAUAUGAUGCUGUCCGCUCAGGAAAAGUCGCAGUACGGUUCUUUGUUGGACUGCAUAAAAACGAGGUGGUGAAUGAGGAGCUCUGGAAUGAAGCACGGACAUAUGGAGACAUCCAGUUGAUGCCGUUUGUUGAUUAUUAUAGCCUGAUUCUUUGGAAGACCAUUGCCAUUUGCAUAUACGGGACAAAUGUGCUGUCAGCCAAGUAUGUGAUGAAAACAGAUGAUGAUGCUUUUGUUCGUGUAGAUGAGAUACUAUCCUCACUACAUCAAGCAAAUAUCAGCCAUGGACUGCUGUAUGGCCGUGUCAAUUCUAAUUCUCAGCCUCAUCGAGAUCCAUAUAGCAAGUGGUACAUAACUCCAGAGGAAUGGCCCGAGGAGAGUUAUCCCCCAUGGGCACAUGGCCCAGGAUACAUUGUAUCUCAGGAUAUAGCAAAAGAAGUUUACAGGAAACACAAGAGAGGGGAGUUAAAGAUGUUCAAGCUGGAGGAUGUCGCGAUGGGGAUAUGGAUCAAUGAGAUGAAGAAGGAAGGCUUGGAUGUCAAGUACCAGAAUGACGGAAGGAUCUUGGUGGAAGGAUGUGAGGAUGGGUAUGUAGUUGCCCAUUACCAGGAGCCAAGGCAAAUGAUGUGCCUCUGGGACAAAUUCCAGAAAACAAAGCGAGGAAGCUGUUGCAAAGAGUAAAACAAUCUUCUAUAUUCUGAUGGCUGUUGCCUGCUGACACCUAUCACAUAUGGCAAGCUUGACACAAUCCAUGGAAGAGGAGCCAGUUAGCCUCUCGUUGAUUGUUUCUGAUUGUCGACGAUAGACAGCCUUUUUUUGGAUGUUACCCACUUUUGUAUGUCUGCACUCUGGAGUACUUUCAAGGCUAACCACCAUAAUUUUUUUUGUAGAAGAUAUAGUAGGUUUCUUCCGUUUUGGCCACAGAUAGGAAGGUGUGGCUUCUUGUAACAUAUCUUACUAGAAUGUAGGAUUACAUUUUUAGGAUAGAUGAAGAGAUCCAGUGUUGCCAUUCUUUAUCAAUGAAUGCAUUUUGUAGCCGAUGUAAAGCUAUUGAUUGAGAACUGCUCUACAGUACUCUAAAAAUACACUCCCUUGCCAGUGCAUACCUGGAUUUAAGUUA
Brachypodium distachyon (stiff brome) is the source of this 3177-nucleotide messenger RNA. RefSeq names its product beta-1,3-galactosyltransferase GALT1. Gene Ontology annotation, cellular component: Golgi membrane. The record is from RefSeq and is a predicted model, not a curated record. The transcript is spliced from 8 exons. Gene Ontology annotation, molecular function: carbohydrate binding; galactosyltransferase activity. Bases 825 to 2738 code for a protein of 637 amino acids. Lineage: Eukaryota; Viridiplantae; Streptophyta; Magnoliopsida; Poales; Poaceae.